This is a messenger RNA of Thalassophryne amazonica, 1590 nucleotides long. RefSeq names its product olfactomedin-4. The transcript is spliced from 5 exons. The coding region runs from base 46 to 1464 and encodes 472 amino acids. The record is from RefSeq and is a predicted model, not a curated record. Gene Ontology annotation, biological process: signal transduction. NCBI's taxonomy places the organism in Eukaryota, Metazoa, Chordata, Actinopteri, Batrachoidiformes, Batrachoididae.
GAAGAUCCACAGCUUGUUUUAAUCAUAGCUGCUGACUGCACCAGAAUGAUCAUCGCUUUGUAUUUUGUUGCCCUGCUGAGCUCCACAGAGGCCUGGGGGCAGGUAGGCCUGUGGAGCGAGGGGAGUAUGAGGAACGGAACAGGUUCAAGCAGUGGUGACAGGUGUACCUGUGAUGCCUUCUUGCCCAGUUCCAUCUUUCCUGCAAGAGACCUGGUGGCAGUCGAGCAGACCACUGUGGAGAUCAGACACAAAGUGGAGCUUGAGAUGGGCAAGAUUGAGGAUUAUGAGACUAAGAUGACAGUAUAUGUAGAGAAGAUCAUAAAGCUAACAGCCGAAAUUGAAAAGGUGGAGAAGAACCCAGAUGCCUACAAUGAUGCUUACUUUGAAGAGGUAAAGGUGAAGAUUAAACAAGUAGAGGCCCUGAUUGCGGAGCUGCAAGUUUCCAUUAAAAGUUCCACCAUGAUCUUCGAGUCUCUCCGUGUACAGAUCAAAAGCCUGGAAACAACUUUGAAUGAGCUGGAGAUGACCUACGACAAGAACACGGUUCUGAUGACCCGGCGUGAAUACAUCAUGGUCCAACUGCAGCUACAGGAAUGCGAGAGACGUUACCAGGAGAUCUUCAACCCCAACAUUGGGUCUUGUGCACACACAGGUAUCAUCAAGGUCAGCAAGCCCAUAGUGAGCCACCUGAAUGCCCAUCUGAGUGCUGGCUACAAAUUUGGAGGCUGGGGGAAAGAUUCCAAACCUCUUCCUGACAGAGAAUCUAUGUACUUUUACUCUGGGUACACAAGUGCUUCAAUUGUUGACAUUAGAUUCUACACCAACUAUAAGAAUCUCAUUUUGAGAAACCACUUCCAGCAUCACAACUUACACAGCAGCUGGACUGGUACGGGCAACAAUUUUAUCAUUCGUGACAACACUCUUUAUUAUCAGAUCAACAAUCCAUUUGGGUUGGCCAAACUGAAUUUCACCACAAUGAAAUACGAGUCAAGGGUUAUUCCUGGGGCUAGCACGAGAUUCUCCUACACCAACACCCACAAUCAAAACUUUGACUUUGCCGCCGAUGAAAAUGGGCUUUGGGUGACCUACUCCACAGAUGUGUCAGCUGGCAAGCUGGUCAUUGCUAAAAUUGACGAGCCUUCCUUUGGGAUAGCAGAGGAGUGGCAGACGGGCCUCUAUAAACCAGGUGUGAGCAAUACCUUCAUGGUGUGUGGCGUUCUCUAUGCAGUCAGAACAAUCGAUAUCCAAACUGAAGAAAUAUUUUACACAUACGAUACCAAAACCAAGAAAGAGAGCUACAUUAGUGUUCCCUUUGAGAGGUUCCAAGAUAACUUUGUGAAUCUUGACUACAAUCCCACUGACCAGAAGCUCUACAUGUACAAUGACGGCUACUAUGUUAACUACCACCUGUGGUUCAACCACACACUAACAGUCACAGGGAAACCAAAAGUCCUUGGUACCUGAUCAUCAUUAUUGAAGUAUCUCAUCUUCUGAGUGAAACAAUGACUGUGUUUCUUUUUUCUUGUAGUUUGUGUAGUGCAUCAUCUGUCCUUUAUCUGCUUCAUUUCAAAUAAAGAUUCUUCAGCAUUA